CGCUGCGGGCGCCCGACUACCUUUAGCAAGAGGGCAGCGUCCUGAGGGGGUGGUGACAACCGGGAUUCCGGAAGCCCACCCUUCACCCGGAAAUGAUCGCGGGGGAACAUGGCGUUGCUGGUGCGAGCCCUUAGGAACCAGACUAGCAUCUCCCAGUGGGUUCCAAUAUGCAGCCACCUGGUAUCAGUAUCUCCUACCCCAAGACAGUGGGACAGGACUCUCUCCAGCACUUCCCAGAGCCCACAGAUGAGCCCGUCUCGAAUCUGGAUAGAACCAGAACAAACUGCUGGGGUGGGCACACAACAGAGUCGGAAAUACCACAUCACAAGUAAGCUUCCUACUACCCAAGAUUUCCCGAAGCCUGUUGAGGAGAAGGUUGGUCCCUUCACGAAGAUAAUAGAAGCCAUGGGGUUCACUGGACCUUUGAAGUACAGUAAAUGGAAGAUUAAGAUUGCAGCCCUACGCAUGUACACGAGCUGUGUGGAGAAGACGGACUUCGAGGAGUUCUUUCUGAGGUGUCAGAUGCCUGAUACAUUCAACUCAUGGUUUCUUAUAACCCUGCUUCACGUCUGGAUGUGUCUGGUCCGAAUGAAGCAGGAAGGCCGCACUGGAAAAUACAUGUGCCGGAUCAUAGUUCACUUUAUGUGGGAAGACGUGGAGCAGCGAGGCAGAGUGAUGGGGAUUAAUUCCUAUCUCCUAAAGAAGAACAUGGCCCUCAUGACAAACAAUUUCUAUGCGGCAAUCUUGGGAUAUGAUGAGGGGAUCCUUUCGGAUGAUCGUGGGCUAGCUGCUGCCCUCUGGAGAACCUUCUUCAACCAGAAAUGUGAAGACCCUCGGCAGCUUGAAUUGCUGGUGGAGUACGUGAGGAAACAGAUGCAAUACCUGGACUCCAUGAACGGUGAGGAUCUACUUCUGACAGGGGAAGUGAAAUGGCGCCCUCUGGUGGAAAAGAACCCACAAAGCAUCUUGAAGCCCCAUACUCCUACUUACAAUGAUGAGGGCCUUUGAGACACUGGCCCCUCUGGACAGUUAGCUGGGUGGCUUGGAGGAACCUCCAUGGAAGAAGUGCCUGUUUGUCCCAGGACCCUGAAGAAGGUGGCCUGAACUGACUUUUGAACAGCACCUGUUGAAUACUCAGCUCAUUUGUGUUGAGUUUCUUCUUCUGAGCCUAGAAGUCUGAUCCAGUGGGAGUCCUGCUUGUGUGUGUGGUGGGGGGAUCCUCUCGCUCUUCUGACAUGUUACCUCCCUCAAGAGAAGCCCCAAGCACACUUCCCAAGUCCCUUAAGCAACACACGUGACUGAGAGCUUUUCCAGAAGGCUGAGGAAGGGAUGAGUUGGUUAGAAAUGGGGCCCACCCACCCAGGUCCCCCUGUGUCUAGGAGCAGUUUCUAGUGCUAAGUCAAGAUGGGUAACCAUAUACUGGCCCCCAGCUGUGAGCCAUGGGGUUGAAGUAGCCAUUAAAAAAAACAACUUAUUUCUGCCAUGGUUCUUCUUUGUUCCAGGGUCUUUUAGAAACAUAGGAAAGCCGGAUGUGGUGGCACAUGUCUUUAAUCCCAGCAAUGGGAAGCAGAGGCAGGCUAAUCUCUGAGUUUGAGGCCAGUCUGGUCUACAAAGGUGAGUUCCAGGACAGCCAGGGCUACACAGAGAAACCCUGUCUCAAAAACAAAACAAAGAAACAUAGGCCAGAUGGUGGAUGCUCCACGCUCGAGAAUUAGCUCCGGCUGCUCUCUGCUCCCGCUCCUGUCUCCAGUUCACAGAGAGGAGUCCUUGUGUGGGCAAAACAUAGUCUGCCAGGCGCAUUCUCUGGGACCCAGGAGGCCUUUGUGGGCCAAGGGGCUCGUCAUAUCCUAAGUCAUUUAGAAAGAGGUCUUGAGGACAAAAGUCCCUUUGUCACCCACAGUGGACUGGGAAGGAAUGCUCUGACUUUCCCCUCUCAGCCUCCUUUGACACGAGAUAGCAAGAGCAUUCUUCCUUGCCUGUUGGUACCAUCCCAAGCCCCAGCCGAAGCCCGGUUUCCACCCCCUCCCCAGCUUCUAGAGCAUGUACUGGAAGGGGCACCUGGUCUGAGCACUUAGGGGACCUGUUCUCUCCUCUCUGAGAGCUUGGGUCAUCUCUUGGAAGGUUUUCUGAAAUUGAGGGAAGGGGGUAGGUCCCGUUGUGCCCCUCCCUCCCCCAUCCAGCUUCCUUCAUUGAGUUGCUAUAAAUGAGUCACAUACAGAAACUCUA
Molecule: messenger RNA, 2226 nt
Organism: Microtus oregoni (creeping vole)
Lineage: Eukaryota; Metazoa; Chordata; Mammalia; Rodentia; Cricetidae
Product: ubiquinol-cytochrome-c reductase complex assembly factor 1
Exons: 10
Coding region: 109-1008 (299 amino acids)
Biological process (GO): mitochondrial respiratory chain complex III assembly
Cellular component (GO): mitochondrion
Source: RefSeq, a predicted model, not a curated record